UAUCCGAAGACGAGAAAAAGAAACAAAAAAAGAAAAGAAGGAGUGAUUGGUUUUUAUUUUUUGAUAUUUGAAUUUUGAGGAAAGUGAGUUGAAGUGGGGUGACGAAUGGCGAAACUGGAAGCGAAGCUUGGGAUGAUCGUGGACAAGAUGGGUAACUUCUUCUCCGGCAAAGACCAACAACUACCGUGGUGCGACUCUGACAUCAUCGCCGGAUGUGAAAGAGAGGUUGCGGAGGCCGGGAAAGAGUCCACUGAUGAGUCAAUGAAAGAGUGUCUGUUGCGUUUAUCAUGGGCUCUUGUUCACUCAAAACGACCAGAAGAUGUACAACGUGGGAUAGCAAUGCUUGAAGCAUCUUUACCUGGUACAGACAACCCACUGCAGCAAAGGGAGAAGCUAUAUCUUCUAGCUGUUGGAUAUUAUAGAAGUGGUGACUAUUCAAGGAGUAGGGAUCUUGUGGAGAGAUGCCUAGUGAUUGCACCCGACUGGAGGCAGGCGGUGACACUUAAGAAGACAAUUGAGGAUCGGAUCACAAAAGAUGGUGUCAUUGGCCUAGGCAUUGCUGCAACUGCUGUAGGACUGAUAGCAGGUGGGAUUGCAGCAGCUGUGUCUCGAAAAAAGUGAUAGUCUUUCCAAUUAAACACAUAUGAAUGUAACAGAAAAAUAUAUAAUACUUGGAAUUCACUGCAUCUUAUUGCUUUUUUUAAAAGGAGGUUAUGAACAUAAUGUAUACAAAGCGGUGGAGAUAAUAUCGUACUUAUGUUCAUGUUAAGGAAAUUUUAUUUCUA
This is a messenger RNA of Gastrolobium bilobum, 785 nucleotides long. RefSeq names its product mitochondrial fission 1 protein A-like. Gene Ontology annotation, molecular function: protein binding. Gene Ontology annotation, biological process: autophagy of mitochondrion; peroxisome fission; mitochondrial fission. The transcript is spliced from 5 exons. Bases 106 to 621 code for a protein of 171 amino acids. The record is from RefSeq and is a predicted model, not a curated record. Gene Ontology annotation, cellular component: mitochondrial outer membrane; peroxisomal membrane. Lineage: Eukaryota; Viridiplantae; Streptophyta; Magnoliopsida; Fabales; Fabaceae.